CGACCAUUUAUUGGUAUUUUCAGAUAUUGUAAAAAAUGCAAAAAUCCUCAUUAAUAAGCCAUCGAUUCUCGUUCUGCAAAGUUUGUGGCGGGAAAGCCAAUGGAAAUCAUUUUGGAAUUCAAAGUUGUCGGGCGUGUGCUGCUUUUUUCAGAAGAGCAGCAAACUCAAAGUGGUCAUCAAUGAAAUGCACAACUUUUGGUUGUGCGGACAUGUUAGUCCCUUGCAAACCAUGUCGACUGAAAAGGUGUCAGGAGCAAGGAAUGAGCACAACUAAUUUUCAAUUCGACCGUGAUGCCCUGAAACGACUUUUAGUUCCAAAAUCUGUGGAGAAAUUUGUAGGAAGGCCUGAAUCUGUAAUUUUUUGUGACAUGACAGAAAGUACUUCGAAAACUUUUAUCGAUAUUCGACCACUUAUUGAAAAGACUUCUAAUAUCCUGAAAAAUGGAGCAGAGGGUCCGAUUUUUGGUAGAAAUCAACUUCAGAAGCUGGCGAAUGGAUUCGAAAAUUACACCAAUGAGAUUUCUGUGAAAAUGAUCAAGAAAAUCGGAAAAAGUGAGACGGCGGAUUGCUGGGAGUAUUAUAUUACGACAACUGCCAAAUGGCUUAAUUAUUUCAAUGGAUUCAAGCUCUUGUCACACGAAUUACAGCUAAAAAUCACACUUGCCGUCUGGCACGUCUGGGGUCGUUUGGAGAAGCACGCCAUCACCGCACUGCUCAGAAAACAGAAAAUGUUCACUGAUCGGCAGUCUAUCGUAGUUGGACGAAAUCUACUUAUCAAUUUGGAAGUAUUCCUAUACGAUCACACCUGGCUAACUAAAUAUGAGCCUGAGCAAGUUGAAUUCUUCACCGGAGUUAAAUCAUUGGAGCUUGAUGAGGUCAUCAGUUGUCUAGUAGACUUGGAGCCAACUCACGUGGAACUCACUUAUAUGCUGGCUCAACUGAGCUUUCAGUAUGCUGGUCAACGAUUUCAAGGCGAAAUUUUGAAGGCCACUGAAAAAUUUCAACAAAUAUUAUCAGAUGAUCUUCAUGAAUAUUAUACCAAUGAACUCGAAAAACCAAGAUACUCGGAUAGAGUUGCCAAAAUGAUGAAGUGUAACAAUAUAAUUCAGAAACACAUUCGAGAAAUCCGCCCGCGUGCUGACUUGGCCAGAACUUUCGAGAUUUUCUGUGUGGAAUUUUCGCAUCCCGAAGUGUUCCAUGAUACAGGAUUUUAAAUAAUUCAAUUGUUAAUAUCUUUUUCAAAUAUUGAUUUUAAAUGAAAAUUUUGUAUUUAUUGAAAAAAAAA
Molecule: messenger RNA, 1285 nt
Organism: Caenorhabditis elegans
Lineage: Eukaryota; Metazoa; Nematoda; Chromadorea; Rhabditida; Rhabditidae
Gene: nhr-156
Product: Nuclear Hormone Receptor family
Exons: 7
Coding region: 36-1214 (392 amino acids)
Biological process (GO): DNA-templated transcription; regulation of DNA-templated transcription
Cellular component (GO): nucleus
Molecular function (GO): zinc ion binding; DNA binding; sequence-specific DNA binding
Source: RefSeq, marked reviewed